AUGUUUGUUCCCCAACAAAAACAAUUCUUUCCGGAAAAUUCUCCAGCAAUAGUUGUUCAGAAGCGACGACCAACUUCUUCAAGUUCAUCAUCGCCUAUCGCCCUUCGCGCUAAUCCAAAGGGUGUUACGCAACAAUGUAUUUGUGAAAGACUUAGUUGUUUAGUUGUUUGUCGCAGAUGUGGUCAUGAUUUAAUUGGUCGGGUUCUUAGGCAAGAAAAAUUUAAAAAAUUUUUCCAAAAAAUUUUCAUCUUUUUCAGUCCUUGCUCAAUACAUCCGCGGCGAAUUGCACUGAUGGAUUUGCGUGAAUGUCCAAAUUGUCGAAGUGUUCAGUUAAGCGAAGUUGCCUGAAAAACACCCUAAUUUUUGAUUCUAAAUAUGUUUUUGAUUU
Meloidogyne enterolobii is the source of this 388-nucleotide messenger RNA. NCBI's taxonomy places the organism in Eukaryota, Metazoa, Nematoda, Chromadorea, Rhabditida, Meloidogynidae. The record is from the annotation of a GenBank genome assembly.